UGAGUUUCUAACUUUCAAAUGCAUUCGCAGAGUAUUACAUGGCUUGACGGCUUAAGAAAUUAUUAAGAAAACCGAAAGUUUGAGAUGUCUAAAAACUUAUUGAUUUUUAGUAUAAAAGUUUGGUAAUAGAAAGUUGGUAUGUGUGUUUAUGGAAUCAAAAACAAGUUUUUGUAAUUCUCAAUCUCUUCAUUGUGCUAUUAUUGGUUCCUCUGGAACAGGAAAGUCAAGUUUUGUAAACACAAUUCGUGGACUAACUUGUCAAGAUAUAAACGCAGCAAAAGUUGAUGUUGUUGAAUGUACAACAAGACCAACCUUGUACACAGACCGGAAAAAUCCCUCAUUGAAUUACUGGGAUUUACCUGGUGUUGGGACUCCCAAUUUUCCUAAAGAAACGUACUUAAGCCAAAUUAAUUUCGAAAGAUAUAAUUUCUUUUUAAUCAUUACGGCAACAAGAUUUACCGAAAAUGAUAUCUGGUUGGCUUCACAGGUUAAAAAAGCUGGAAGAUCAUUCUUUUUUAUACGAACUAAAAUUGAUAUCGAUCUUUGGAAUAAAAAGCGCUGUUGUUCCCGCUAUAAUGAAUCAGCAACCCUGAAGGAAAUUCGAGACGAUUGUCUUAAAAAACUGAGAGCUGAUUUUCACGUUCCUGUUGUAUUUUUAAUAUCAAACUUUCAUCCUGAAAAAUACGACUUUCCGGAUUUAUGUUUAAAUUUAAGACAAAUUUGAUAGCAAAAGUAGGACGAAAUCUUAAAGAAAUAGUUUCCCAAUUUAUCUCUGCAAGA
Molecule: messenger RNA, 780 nt
Organism: Hydractinia symbiolongicarpus
Lineage: Eukaryota; Metazoa; Cnidaria; Hydrozoa; Anthoathecata; Hydractiniidae
Product: interferon-gamma-inducible GTPase 10-like
Exons: 2
Coding region: 149-724 (191 amino acids)
Cellular component (GO): membrane
Molecular function (GO): GTP binding
Source: RefSeq, a predicted model, not a curated record